CACGGGGGCGCGCACGGCACGUGGCGGGGCGGAGCGGGGCCCGGUGGCGGCGGCGGCGGCGGCAGCAGGUGUGGUUCUGGAUGAGUCUCCUCCAUCUGAGGCGUGCAUGGUAUGAAAAUACAGGAUGAAUGGCAGCAGGAGGUGAUUCUCAAGUCGUGACAGUGACAGGCAAUAUCUAGAAUGUCAGUCUCAGUCUUGCUGUGUCUCGGGAGCUGCUGUGAAUAGUGUGACCUCAGCCCAAGUCCUGCCUUCCAGGUUUCAGAGUGCACUGUCUCUGGCCUCCUGCCACGCUCUCUGCGUUGACACCUCUCCAAUCUGCUGACUUCAGUUGCUCUCCUCCACUGCUGCUGGUGGCAUGUGGGUGCCACAUCUGCCAAGAAGCCAACUUGCUGUUUGAAAGUUUUCCAGGACACAAGCUUCAUUCGUGUCUGUAAUGACCCUUCAGCGUGAGUGCAUGCCAGGGGCCUCCAGAAUUAAACUUGUUCCAGGCGUCAUGCGAGGACCCGUACUGGUGCGCAUGUCCUCGUGGGGAGAACAAUAAUAGCUCCACAUACGGUAGGCUCCUUUGAGUGCCAACUCCCUCGAUCUCCUCCAAUGCAGGCUCAGGGAUGGACUCCACCUUGUCCCUCUGAAGAGACUCUGCAUGCUCUCAGCAGCCAGGAGGGGAUUCUGCUGCCAGAUUCUCCACAAGCUGCCCCACGGCAGGACUUGCUUAGUGGCAGCCUGGGAGGAGAUCCGUUCCUGCAGUCGUGUUGUUGCUGUGCCCAGCACCUGCCUGUGGACAAACCAGCGUGUGUGCACCGUCUGCUCUGAGCUCUUUGGCCUGCACUGUCCCAACUCACCUGGGCUCCUGGCGGACUGUUGGGUUGUUUUCCCAAGUGCUCUCGCUGAUCCUGUGGCAUUCCUUCUCAGUCCCAGAAGGAUGUGAACUUUGGAAUGGGGUCUCUGAGCACGCUGCAGACUCAGUGCAUGUGUGAGACUGUUGCUGAGUAACAGGAGGACUGAUUCAUUGCUGCGAGCAGCCCUUCUGUCUGGCUGCAGGGCACCAGCCUUGCCUGGGCCCUUCACCAUGUUCAUCCUGCUCCCCUUUGACAGCCUAGUGGUUAAUCUUUUGGGGAUUUCCAUAACUGUCCUCUUCACUCUUCUUCUGGUUUUCAUCAUUGUACCAGCAAUUUUUGGAGUCUCCUUUGGCAUCCGCAAGGUUUACAUGAAAACUUUAUUAAAGAUAUUUCAGUGGGCAACACUGAGAAUAGAGCGUGGUGCCAAGGAGAAGAACCAUCUGUUGUACAAACCCUACGUCAAUGGUAUCAUUGCAAAGGAGCCAACAUCACUGGAGGAGGAGAUCAAGGAGAUCCGCCGGAGUGGCAGUGGCAAAGCCCUGGACACCCCUGAGUUUGAGCUCUCAGAUAUCUUCUAUUUCUGCCGCAAAGGCAUCGAGACCAUCAUGGAUGAUGAAGUGACCAAGAGGUUCUCAGCUGAAGAGCUGGAGUCCUGGAAUUUGCUCAGCAGGACCAACUACAACUUCCAGUAUAUCAGCCUGCGCCUCACUGUGCUCUGGGGACUUGGUGUGCUCAUCCGCUACUGCUUCCUUCUGCCCCUCAGGAUAGCCCUGGCAUUUACUGGCAUCAGCUUGUUGGUGACUGGUACCACAGUGGUGGGAUAUUUGCCAAAUGGAAGGUGUAAAGAUUUCCUGAGCAAACACGUCCACCUGAUGUGUUACCGGAUCUGCGUGCGUGCCCUCACAGCCAUCAUCACCUACCAUGACCGAGAAAACAGACCUCGGAAUGGAGGCAUCUGUGUGGCCAAUCACACCUCCCCCAUUGAUGUGAUCGUCCUGGCCAGUGAUGGCUACUAUGCAAUGGUGGGUCAGAUCCAUGGAGGGCUCAUGGGUGUGAUACAGAGAGCCAUGGUGAAAGCUUGUCCCCAUGUCUGGUUUGAACGUUCUGAAGUCAAAGAUCGUCAUCUCGUCGCCAGAAGGUGUGACAGUCGCUGGCUGCAGGGGCUCACAGAACAUGUCCAGGACAAAAGCAAACUGCCCAUUCUUAUUUUUCCAGAAGGAACAUGCAUCAACAACACAUCUGUGAUGAUGUUCAAAAAGGGGAGCUUUGAAAUUGGAGCCACAGUUUACCCUGUAGCCAUCAAGUAUGACCCACAGUUUGGAGACGCUUUUUGGAACAGCAGCAAGUAUGGCAUGGUGACCUACCUCCUCAGAAUGAUGACCAGCUGGGCCAUUGUCUGCAGUGUCUGGUACUUGCCCCCAAUGACCAGGCAGCCUGAAGAGGAUGCAGUGCAGUUUGCCAAUCGAGUGAAGUCAGCCAUUGCCAGGCAGGGGGGCCUUGUGGAUCUGCUCUGGGACGGAGGACUGAAAAGGGAGAAGGUGAAAGACGCGUUCAAGGAGGAGCAACAGAAACUCUACAGCAAAAUGAUUGUAGGCAGCCAUGAAGACCGGAGCCGCUCCUGAGUUGCUGCCUCCAGCACCAACUGGGGCUGGCCAAAGCCAAAGCCCCCUGCCUCCAGCACCAACCAGGACUUGUCUGGAGCAACUCUGAAUCUUUGGACUUGGGCUACUCCAGAGCUGCUAGGACUCGCUCUUUGAUUCUCUGGCUGUUUUUUCCCAGAGGCACUAUUGCUGCCUGGAGUCUUUAGGCCUUUGGCAGCUUUGGCAAAGAUGCCUUCUUGUUACUGUUACAGUGAAGCUCCUUGCAGGGGCAGUAUUAAAUGAAACUCUUAUGGUGU
Messenger RNA from Poecile atricapillus (Black-capped chickadee), 2736 nucleotides. It is a transcript of the gene GPAT4, whose product is annotated as glycerol-3-phosphate acyltransferase 4. Gene Ontology annotation, cellular component: endoplasmic reticulum. Gene Ontology annotation, biological process: triglyceride biosynthetic process. NCBI's taxonomy places the organism in Eukaryota, Metazoa, Chordata, Aves, Passeriformes, Paridae. The transcript has 13 exons. Bases 1070 to 2461 code for a protein of 463 amino acids. Gene Ontology annotation, molecular function: glycerol-3-phosphate O-acyltransferase activity. The record is from RefSeq and is a predicted model, not a curated record.